Molecule: messenger RNA, 3817 nt
Organism: Leptopilina heterotoma
Lineage: Eukaryota; Metazoa; Arthropoda; Insecta; Hymenoptera; Figitidae
Exons: 3
Coding region: 140-3727 (1195 amino acids)
Source: RefSeq, a predicted model, not a curated record
CAAUUGAAUUUCGCAGCUUGUACGGAGUAAAAGAAUUUUUUCCAAAUUGACAAAAGUUUUUGUGAAGCGAAAAAGCCGACAAUAUCGACGAAGAAACUGAUAGAUAGAAAUAAAAAAUUAAAAGAAUAAUUCCAAAACAAUGGAGACGGGAAAUUUCACAAGUCCUCUGCAAGCUGUGCAAAUGGUAUCAAUGUUUACUUACUUAAACACUCUCAGCGAUGUUUUAUUUGUCGAGAAUCUAUUGAAUGAAACAAAUCAAUAUCAACCAAUACCAGUAGUGAAUGCUCUGUACAAAUACUUCUUCAACUUGAAAAAAAAUAAAAUCGAAGAGAUUGAAUUUCGAAAACGACGUCUGGCUCGUAAAUUAAUAGAAGCCACCGAUUUGUACGGGGCGAAAGAAAACGAGAUUUUGGACGAGGCAUUCCUUGACGCUCUCUACAGGCACUUGAUAACUACUCUUGUUUUCGAAAAGUACGGAAAUAUUCAAGGAUUCCUUCUCGACGUUGUCCGUCACUCGAGGGAUCUUAGAAUAAGUACGUUACAGGAAAAAAUUAUUACGAGACUUUCCGAGGAAGAAUUUCAGAGUGAAAAUGGUUUCAAAUCACAAUUAGACUUUCUGUCGAUUUUUAAGAUUUAUCAAGACUUUAUUCAACCUUUAUUUCCGGUUGCUGGUAAAGACACUGAUCUACUGUCCGUUGAUUAUAUUUACGCACAAGCUGGAGCUGCUUUUCGAUUGUCGACCAAAACAGAGUCCUUGAUAGUACCGAGAAAGUACGAGCAUGGCAAAAAUGAUGACUUUAAUAGUUACGUCGUCGUGGGUCAUGCAAUUGAACAUCUGGGAAUUGCGAAGGAAAUUGACGAAGCAGCUCUGCAAGUAUUUUCCCUACCGGCCCUUUUUUACUACGUUACGAAAGAAGCGGAAAAAUUGCAAGGAGAAACUACGGCGGCAAUUGUCAACAAUCCGAAACAUGUGAGCAAAGCCCUUCGAAUUCUCUUCUUCCACCUGAAGGAAACAUUCGAUCGAGUCGAAAAGGCCAGGAAUGAUGACUAUCGAUUCCAGUUUCAUUCGGCACGGUCGAAAUUCAAAAACCGGACGGCACUGGCAAGGGAGAUGAUCAGAACUGGAUGUCCAAUAGUGAAGGAGGAGAAUUUGGAGCAAGAGGUCCUGAGGUACAAGAAUAAUCCCGAGGAUUACGAGUGUAGGACCGAAGGCAAGACGCAAGGGACGAUCGGGACGAAACUGGAGGAUUUGAAUCGGAUUUAUCAGCAGAAGGUUAACGAGGUUGCGGAGAAGUAUCUGAAAUACGAGACGGGAUCGAUAAGAGACGCUUUUGGAGAGGAUCGUAUUAGGUUCAUAGACGCGAACGAGGUGGAAGUCUCGAGAGGUUUAGUUGUCAAUGUCUACGACGGAACGAAUGUAAUCCAAACUCAGUUGAUUAAGGAAUCUGCGGAUUUGUUCAGAUUCUACUUUGUCAAGAAUGAUACGUCGAUUUACUAUGCCAUUGUUAGGGAGGAUGAUAAUCUGAUGGUGAUCCAGCAGGAUGAUGGUGUAUCCGAUGGUUGCAAUGAUUCGAUGUCCAACAACACUUCCGGAUCUGCUAGAACUGAUGCCUUUCAACCCAGCAUAGUUCACUGCAACCCAAACGAUUUCCGUGAAAAAUUAAAUUUGCCACGCUUACAGAAGUUUCGUGACAUCAAUUUCCCAGACGUGAAGAAACACAAGCUGGAGAAAUUCGACACAUUUCUGACCCGAAUCAGCAGGGAAAGAUCGACCCUCUUCAACAAGAGUCUCGCAGACUAUGGCUACGAACAAACAAAGAAGGAAUGGUGGAAACAAUUCGGACUAUCCUUCGUUCCAUUUUACAACUGUAUUCAUGGAAUUCACUCUCGGAAUAUUGAGGAAACUGAAAUAGCCUGCUCAUUAGAUGUCCUAAUCGCUCUCCCCCUGGUUGGGGAAGUAGGGUAUCUAGCAACGAAACUAACGACAGCUUUCACUAGAAGCGUCAUCUAUUCUGCAGGAACGACUCUUGGGUCCCUAGGCCUAAGAACGAUCAUGAGGGGAAUUUUGGCGAAACUAGGCAGUGUGGGCCUAACGGAAGCGGAACAUUUCACGGCCCUCCUCAACCAGCAAACAUUCAGAAAUCUAGGUCUGUCCUUCCUUCGCUACGUGGAUCCGGGUUUCGAACUUAUUUACACAAUCGGCAAAGGGGGUCUAAGGGCAAUUAGAAAUCUGAUCACUGGAGUUAGAGCAUAUUCCACUUCCCUCGAGGGCGUAUUAACAGAUUUGGUAGCCAUCGAAUCAAGAAUGGAAAAAUCGCUAAAAAUAGUAGACACCAACUCAAAUCUGAACGUAUUUGUCAAUUCUUUAAGCAACCCUGACGGUGGUUAUGGUUUCAAGUUUAUUCACCUCCCGAAUGAUGGAGUAGCCCAAAUGAGAAAAGUUCAAAACUACGAGGGCGAAUUCCCUGUUCUGUCUGUGAAGGAAGGGGAUGAAAUUACUUACAGACGGAUCGAUCCAAAAACAGGAAGACCGAACAAGAUUGUAGAACUUGAAGACCAGCCUUUGCUCACCGAUACCAGACAUUUAACGUCCGAGUUUUAUAUCCAGAGUUUCCAUGAUACUCGCGAAUGUUCUCGAACUCGAUUCGUGAGAUCUCCACUCGGACCCUUGUGUAUAAGAAACAUUUUACAAAACCAGCGACAAUCGGUGGAGAAAGCAGCUUUGGAAUUCGUCCAAGAACACCAGGAACUAUCAGAAGACGUCGUACGAACCCAAUUGAGAAAAUUCGUCUUCCCCGGCGACGACGGUGAUUUGCAAUUAACCUUUGUCAAGGACUGGCUCGAACGAAUCAAAAACGGACACUCGGAUCUACCCCAGUGGAGCAAAAAGUACGAAAUAUCUAAUUCUGACCUCUACCACCAACUUAGAUACGCCGACUCUAUGGACAAGGAAAGAAUUCCAACUGCCGAAGUGAUUAACCGAUUUCAAGAAUUCUAUUCACCGUAUUAUGACUAUGCGUCUUCGUCCAUGCAAGCUCCUACGAUGCAAUCCUACGAACACUCCAGAGCCUAUGAAUCCGUAACUUUCGAAGAUUUCCUCGCCAUUCGCAGUUACAUGGGCAAUGGUUUUCGAAAAAUCGGUCGAAAUACAAUCGAAGCACGACAAAUGAGGGAAGCACUACUUCGACUCGCAGUCAGGCAAGCCGACGAUCCGCUCAGGGCAUAUGCAACAACUCUAUAUCGUGGUGAAAUUAGGCCAGUGGAAGCAGUCGAGAAACUAUUUUUCAAAGGCGAUGGAACAGUAAGACUAAAUCGUUUUACAUCCACAUCAUUGUGCAAGGAGGUUGCAAUUAGAUUUCAAAUAGGGGCGUCUCAUAAUGUCAAAAUUUUGUAUGAGAUGAAUUUUUCCGAACCCUAUCUAAGGGCAAAUUUACAGAAAAUCGUUGUCAGUAAUUCGGAGAUGGAGACGGUUCUUCUUCCGGGUAGUACAUUUCGAAUUGUAAGUGUUUCACCGGUAAUGAUAUAUGACAGGACUAUUUUAAAGGUUAGAUUGGAGUUUAUUCAUGAAGCACGUACAAAAUCGGAGUGGCUGAAGGACAUUAUGGAUCAUUUGGAGAAUUUGGGGAGAGACGGCGCUACUGAAUACGAGUCUGAUGUAGUUCAGAAUCCCAACGCGGAUUCUGCAGAUUUUUUCCAUAAUCUCCCAGUACCGGAGUAUAAAAAUUAAGUUAACAAACUCAUUUUCCAUUGAAAACUUCUAUCCUCUCUUCUAAUCCAGAGAUACUUUUUUCGAAUAAAAUAAAUAAAAAAAACUUGU